AUGCAACAAGGUAGCCAGUCCAGCAUUCCCCUGCUCUACCCAGGAGAGGUAUUGGAUACCAUUGCCGGUUUCCCGACAAUAUACCAUUAUCAGCCCGCCAGUGACUUGGCUACCCGCGAUCAGCGCAAACCGUUGGUCCUAUGUGUCACUGGAGGCUUGCACUUGGCCCGCGUAUUCUACGGUGGGCAUCGGGGAUCAUCGCCAAGUAAUUUCUUGGCAUAUUGGCUCAACAAGCUCGGCUUUGGGGUCUUGUCGCUGUCUUAUCCGCUCGAAACUGACCCGGAGAUUAUGCCAGUCACAGCCGCAGAGUUUCGGAUCCAAGACUGGGGUCAACAAGCGGCCGUGACGACAGAAAAGAUUAUCAGAGAGAAACGUCUGGGGACAAGGUCAUUGAUCCUGAUAUCGUGGAGCAUGGGCGGUCGGAUGGUCGUGCCAUUCAACAUGGCGGCUAAGGAACUGGGGCUUGAGGUGCUGCAAUUCAUCAGCUUUGCAGCUACGCCGGGAAUCUCAAGUCUUCGUGCUUUUCCCACGGAGCUCACCUGUCGCACCUCGGGAUAUUUCACAGCCUUGUCCCAUCUAGACGUAUUUUACCAACAAGUCAAGGAGAUGGAGGAGUUAAACGAAGAUCGAGAUAUUAUCCCACGAGACAUUUUCCUGCGCGAAUAUGUCGGCGCGACCCCCAUCAACCUGAUCGGCCUCGGCCUGAAAUACGAUGGCAAGGCCAGAUUUGUUCGCGAUGAGGCGACCCACGAGGAAGAUACUCGUGUAAUGGAUUUUGAAAACUUCCCCUUGAUCAGUGCCAUAUACCCUACCAGCAUCUCCGAUGCCAGUCACGCUCUAGCUGACAAGGCCACAUGGGGGUUUCUACUCACCUACAAACUUGAAAGCAUGAUUGGGAACGAUGGGUUGCGCAACUUCCAAGCAGGAACGAAAUGGGAACAGUUUGUGGAACUCGUUCACGGCGCCCCGGAGAGGAUGUGCAUUCCCGUCCCAGGCAAUCACUUCUUCUUUGUUGGCGAGAAAUCCUCCAGGCGGGUAGCAGAAAGAGUGGCGAAACUCAUCACUGAUGCAAAGCGGCUUCAGAACGAAGUAUUCGAGCUUUUGGCGAAGAAACAUUAA
Clonostachys solani is the source of this 1119-nucleotide messenger RNA. Lineage: Eukaryota; Fungi; Ascomycota; Sordariomycetes; Hypocreales; Bionectriaceae. The record is from the annotation of a GenBank genome assembly.